Molecule: messenger RNA, 1575 nt
Organism: Aedes aegypti (yellow fever mosquito)
Lineage: Eukaryota; Metazoa; Arthropoda; Insecta; Diptera; Culicidae
Gene: koko
Product: cyclin-related protein FAM58A
Exons: 5
Coding region: 257-1036 (259 amino acids)
Biological process (GO): regulation of transcription by RNA polymerase II
Cellular component (GO): nucleus
Molecular function (GO): cyclin-dependent protein serine/threonine kinase regulator activity
Source: RefSeq, a predicted model, not a curated record
ACCGCAUCGGCAUCGCAUUUACUUGUACUGUUGCUUUAGGUUGAAGUGGACGGUGAACAUCUCAUUUCAGUAGUUAAAAUCCUCAAGUUUUUAAGUGAACAAUAUAUUUGUUGAAUUUAAUUACGUACAAACCUUCUACUAUUAUUUAGAAUAUACCUAAAUAAGUGAACUGAUUUUAAUCUCAUUUUCGUAUUGUUGCAUUAUUUGAUACCGGAUUACCUUAUAUCGUACUGCUUGAAACAACAUCAAAUUCAAAAUGCUACGUGAACUCGAUAUAGCAUCGCUGAAAAAGGAUUCUUUACUACCUUCCAUGCCGAAAAAGCCGGUCGAUUACAAGAAGAAGAACCUGAAGGGAAUGCCCGAGCGGUUUCUGUUCGAGUGCGCCAUCAAACUGAGCAUGAAACCGCUGACAUCGGCCACGGCAGCGAUCCUGUUCCAUCGAUUCUUCCGAGAAACAGAUGAGUCGGAAUAUGAUCCCUAUAUGAUUGCCUCCUCUUGCCUCUAUCUUGCUGGCAAGAUCAAGGAUGACCCAGUGAAGAUCCGUGAUGUGAUCAACGUUGCGCACAGUACCAUCAACCGUGGAGCCCAACCCCUUGAGCUUGGCGAUGAGUACUGGUCCAUGAGGGACACCAUAGUGCAGGCCGAGCUGUUCAUUACCCGCAUCCUCAAGUUUGAUCUGACAACGGUACACCCCCAUAAAUACAUGCUGCACUACAUGAAGUCUCUUCAGGAUUGGUUCGGCGUCAAGGAGUGGAACUCGCUACCGGUGGCCAAAACAGCCGCCUCUUUCUUACAGGAUUCUCACCACAGCGCCAAGAUUCUAGACCACAAACCCGACCAUAUUGCCGUGAGUUGUUUAGCAUUGGCGUUCCAAGCUUACGGAGUUCAAGUUCCACUUACCGAUGAUGUGGAUGAAACAACCGCAUGGUACAAUAUUUUCUGUACUGAUCUAACCCGUGACAAACAUUGGGAGAUAAUGGAGGACAUCGUGGAAAUCUACAACACGGAAGCAGAAAUUGAUGAAACGGAGGAGUGACAAGACAUUGAUUUGUUGCCAUCAGUAUAAAACACAAGAGGCUUCAGCGCACUGACCGCAUCCCAUCGAUUUUGUUUUUCUUAUGUUUCGGGCAAUUUCACAAUUUUUAAAUAUUUUCGAAUAUUGAAGUACAAGUGAGAGUAUUAUGACUCAUUUUCAACGCCUCAUCGACACCGUCUAGUUGUCAGAAUAUCGAAACUGUCUCUUUUCAGGCGGUUGAUAAUUGCUGCAAACACUCUUCCCGUUAACUUAAAAAUGAUGCAAAUUUUCGCUAAUUUGUAAGUGAUAAGUCGGUGAUGAUGUUCGGAUUGCUGUCUGUUAGUGGAGUGGAAAGAUCUGUCUAUCUAUCGACACCAAGUGACAUUCUGGCAAUCCAAUAUCUAGAGUUAAGAUUCGUUAUAGGUUUAUGACGCCAUAUACUUUUUUGUAUUAUUUCUUUAGUUCAUCUUCAUUUCAUUGUUCAAAGUAAAGAACGUAAAGCAUUUGCAUACUGAUAACUAGAUUUUUCAAAAUAAACUGUACAACUAUAUACAACUGCA